Molecule: messenger RNA, 3063 nt
Organism: Sclerotinia sclerotiorum 1980 UF-70
Lineage: Eukaryota; Fungi; Ascomycota; Leotiomycetes; Helotiales; Sclerotiniaceae
Exons: 2
Coding region: 1-3063 (1020 amino acids)
Biological process (GO): endosome organization; mitophagy; aggrephagy
Cellular component (GO): amphisome; aggresome
Molecular function (GO): zinc ion binding; protein kinase C binding; K63-linked polyubiquitin modification-dependent protein binding
Source: RefSeq, a predicted model, not a curated record
AUGUCAGCCUCACACACUACAGCCUCGAAUACACUGUCGAGGAGUAGGGGAGCGGUAUUGGCCAUCACAACUUGUGCCGCUGCAUAUGGAAUAUACUAUCUUUAUAGCACACAAGUCACUGAUACACGAGACAAUACUGGUGGUAGCAGACUACGUCGAAGCAAUGCGGUCCAUCGACGGCGACGCACAGAAACAAGCAACGAGUCUAUAACUGCUCAGCUACGACCUAUUCCACCAGGUGAAGACGAGGAUGCGAAUGUUGUAGCCAGACCUUUGACAGAUGGAGAUACAGUGGUGGAUGAUGGGCCGGGAUAUGAUUCCGGCCAGACAGGAAGAGCACCAACUGCAGAAGAUGAACGAAACGGGCAAAAUAUUGUUCAACUUCUGUUUCGUGUUUCCGAAGAUGCUACGAGGCGAAACGCAUAUGUACACAGGGGAUGUGGCUGUAAUGGUUGUUCAGUAGUUCCUAUUCGAGGAAUUCGAUACAGAUGUGCAAACUGUGCAGACUUUGAUCUUUGUGAAUCAUGCGAAGCACAGGGCAUACAUACCAAGACGCAUAUAUUCUACAAAGUUAGGAUACCAGCACCAUCGUUCGGUCCAAGGCAAGUACAACCUGUAUGGUAUACUGGAGAGCCUGAUAACAUAGACCGAGUCAAGAUCUUGCCCAAGGAAUUGAUCGCGAAAUAUUCUCGCGAGACGGGGUUUGAGAGACCGGAAUUGGAAGCAUACUUUGAACAAUGGAAUUUCAUGGCGAACACACCUUGGCCAGAAGACCCUGACGAUAUACGCCUAGCCAUGGAUAGGAGAACAUUUGACCGGUGCUUAGUGCCCAGUGGUGGUUACAGACAUCAUGCCCCAAGUCUUAUAUUCGACAGGAUGUUUGCCUUCUAUGAUAGUAACAGAGAUGAUCUCAUCUCAUUUUCGGAAUUUCUCAGAGGUCAGGCAUACCGCAAGCAGAAGGAUAAAUGGCAUGUGAUUUUUGCAGGUUACGAUAUAGAUGAUGAUGGCUACGUCGAUAGGAAAGAUUUCCUACGGAUGUUCCGCUCUUACUACGUUUUAUAUCGCCAAAUGCAUAGAGAUAUGUUAGAAGGUCUUGACGAACAGCAGAUGAUGAGCUCAGAAGCACAUGCACACCUUAGUGGUCGUAACGCUCUCGGCCAAUUGUUUCAAGCAGGUUCAGGGCCAAAUCCAUCAGUAGAGUUGCGUGCUGGCGAGGGCAAACGUAUCCGUGACGGAGAGCUGGAGAUACAUGAUGGAAGGGGUGUGAUGAGGCCAAGUGCUAAUGACACUUCAAGUCGAGCUGAUACUAUUAUCAAUUUUAGUUCGAUUUCGACUACUGCAAAGCGACCGGUUGAGAGGACACAAAGCUACUGGCGAUUUUUGAUGGACUACCCCAAUGAAGAAGAUACCCUUGAUGAUUAUAUUGAGCAAAUUACCCGACAACAACUGGAAGCCAGCGAUGCGGAGUGGGAUUCGGACGACCCCGUUCUACUCGAUGAGUCUCACGUCACUGAAAAUCCGUUUUUGGCCCCCGCUGAAGCAGCGACCAUAUCCUUCGAACGCCGUCGACGUGAUUUGAAUAUCACCGACGAAGACGUCCAAGCAGUUUGCGGACCUGAAUAUACAUUAUCAAACAUUCCAGAGAGUGCCCGCCCAUUCAUUAUAAAGCACACUUUGAAAAGACACAAAUCGCGAUACUUAUUGCAUGAGCGAUGGAAGCGAAGACAAUUUUACACCGAUGAAGAAGAAGGAGCAUCACCGCCUGCUGACUGGAACGACGAAGAAGAUCUUCCCACAAAUAGUGCUGAUGGAGAAUCCUCCAAGUCUCAAUUUCAGCAAAGGCCGACUAUUCAUUCUCGAUCUUCCUCCAAGGUACGAUUUGCCGAGGACAUGGAUGAUUUUGAUACGCGCUCAAACCCUUCAACAUCUUCGCGAAGCGUGCCUGAACGUUGGGGUGGCAUAGAGAUAUCCGAUGCGGAAAAGGACGUGGGGAAGGAGAUUUUGUACCAAGUCACGCAGCAAGCUUAUAAUGAACUCCUAGAUCCAUUGUUUCGGGCUAAAGAAGAUUUGGCGGUGGCGGUCUUAGAAACAAAGGAAGAACGUGAUAAAUAUCGACAUCUUUUCAAUACCGAAGACUUCACAAGGUGGGCUAGGGCUAAGAAAUUCGAAGAAGAGAAACUAGUUAACCCUGAGAACAUGGGUGGUGGUAUCAUCGAGAGAACAAAUAUCACUAAUAUUGAUCUUAAUCCACGGCCCGUCUGGCCUGAUAUUCCUGAGGUAGAAAUUGAGGAUGUACGAGAAAGGCAAUUAGAUGAACUCCUAGCGGCUACAGGUUACGAAGUGGAGCAGCCCGGUGGUGCCGAUGCCGUGCCCAGUUUGGCGACCGUUCCUGACUGUGUAUUAUCAGGUGUCUCACGCCGCGAAUUUGACCUUGAAAUGGCAGUACUUGAAUUUCAACAUGCUCCCUAUUAUAUGGACGAUCCGUUGAGGGCAUGGAGAUAUUACGUUGAUAAAGAAAAUCUCAGCCUGGAUCAACAGCGUGAACUUCUCAAUGCUUUGCAGUCUCUCUUGCCACCGACUCUUUCGUUCUAUAUUGAUGUACAUCUCAAAGAGAAAGAACAAGAGCGUGAUGAGGCUACCAGUACUACUAGCUCCCAAUUGUCUGAGCACAAAGAUCCUACACUCCCUCAAUUCAGACCCAAUUCCGUUUCUGAUAAUGUGGUUUUGGAUAGACCGACCGGAGAGUGUCAGUCAAGUCUUGAAUCGUCGAUUUCAAGGUCCUUGCAGGUCAAGAAACAAGAUUUGGCAAAGGAAGAAAAGAGACCAAGUGACGAGGUAUUAUAUAAGUUGUGGGCAAUUGAAGGUGUGGAGCAGGAGGGCAAGGAGAGGGGUGGACUAGGAAAAAUAAAUUUCGAGGAGUUUGAGCAGAACUUUGUACUUAAGGGGUGGUUGAUAGCGAAAGAAGCGGAUGCUGGUCAGGUGGAUUGGCUCAGGGAUGAUGAAAGCACCGGGAUAGCGCCACUAACCAGCGAUGGUGAAAUGAGCGACAUCAGUGAGGUGUGA